AUGCAAGCCUAUGAUUAUACAUUAGAGCACAGACCAGGAAAAAACUUUGCUCAUGCAGAUCCUUUGAGCGGAUGCCCAUUACCAUUGGCAGGAGAAGACCCCGCAACUGAUUACACUGCCUUAUUAAUAAAGGAGCUGCACAGUCCCUUAACUGCAGCAGAUGUGUCCAAAAGCUCUGCCAAGGACAAAGUGAUAGCAAGGGUAUUGGAUUGGGUUAAAAGAGGUUGGCCCUUGGAUUCCUUGGGAUCAGACUUUAAAGCAUACAGAGCAAGGCAAAAUGAACUAUCAACCAUGAAAGGCUGUUUGCUAUUGGGACAUAGAGUGGUUAUUCCUGCCACAUUACAGAAACAAAUUCUAGACACCUUACAUGACAGCCACCCAGGAGUAGUACGAAUGAAAAGUCUGGCUAGAAGCUAUCCCAGGGAACCAGCUAUCCCAGGGAAAUGGAAGGCAAUUGAAUCCUGCCAACACAGGCAGUCCUUAUGUAUGGAAAGAUCAAUUCCUUCCCAAAGAAAAAUUAAGGAAAAACAUAUGCCACCACAGCAAGAGAGCCAACCCGUAUCUAUGGAAAAGGUAGCAGGCACAGGAAGUAAAACAGCACACCCUUCCAGCAAACAAGCUGACCCUUAUCUACAGAAAAAAGGGGACGACAUGGCAGAAACAGACUUCUGGAAAGCUGGCACAGAAGCCAUCCAGUAUCACUAUAACUGUGAAGAUGAUGGUUUCCAGUUGCUUGUGUACCGCAAUCAAGUCCAAGAGGUCCGCUUUAAAGUUGUGGAUGAAUUUGGGAAAGUCGUUGACGUUUCCAAUUGUCCCUUCUGUCGUCACUUGAUUAUAUCAGAUAAUAGGACAGUUACCUUCUCUGCUGGCUAUGGUAGUCGCUGCGGUAUAAUAAAGAAGGAUGGAAAACUUCACAUGAAAGUUCAUUUAGAGCAACUAACAAGGAAUGGAAGAGUAGCUGCUCAUGACAUCAACAUGAUCUGCCCGAAGCCACAGGAGCAUUUCACAACCCCAAUGUGGCCUCAGCCUGGUCUUGUGCACCCUAUCCAGCCAGGACAGAUUCCCCCAGGAGAGUCUCAACCCGGCCUAGUGCCCCCCAUCCAUCCAGGACAGAUUCGGCCAGGAGAGUCCCAGCCUGGCCUAAUGAGCCCCGUCCAGCCCGGACAGGUACGCCCAGGAGAAUCUCUGCCCGGUCUUGUGCGCCCCAUCCAGCCAGGACAGGUGCGACCAGGAGAAUCUCACACCGGCCGAGUGCGGCCCAUCCAGCCAGGACAGGUUUGCCCAGGAGAAUCUCUGCUCGGCCUAGUGUGCCCCAUCCAGCCAGAACAGGUGCGCCCAGGAGAAUCCCACACUGGCCUAUUGCGCCCCAUCCAGCCAGGACAGGUUCGCCCAGGAGAAUCUCUGCCCGGCCUAGUGCGGCCCAUCCAGCCAGGACAGGUGCGCCCAGGAGAAUCUCACACCGGCCUAGUGCAGCCCAUCCAGCCAGGACAGGUUUGCCCAGGAGAAUCUCUGCUCGGCCUAGUGUGCCCCAUCCAGCCAGGACAGGUGCGUCCAGGACAAUCUCUGCCCGGCCUUGUGCACCCCAUCCAGCCAGGACAGGUGCGACCAGGAGAAUCUCACACGGGCCUAGUGCGCCCCAUCCAGCCAGGACAGGUUCGUCCAGGAGAAUCUCACACCGGCCUUGUGCGCCCCAUCCAGCCAGGUCAGGUGCGUCCAGGAGAAUCUCUGCCCGGCUUAGUGCGGCCCAUCCAGCCAGAACAGCCAGGACAGGUUCGCCCAGUAGAGUCCGAGACCGGCCUAGUGCGCCCCAUCCAGCCAGGACAGGUGCGUCCAGGACAAUCUCUGCCCGGUCUUGUGCACCCCAUCCAGCCAGGACAGGUUCGCCCAGUAGAGUCCGAGACCGGCCUAGUGCGCCCCAUGCAGCCAGGACAGGUGCGUCCAGGACAAUCUCUGCCCGGUCUUGUGCGCCCCAUCCAGCCUGGGCAGGUGCGCCCAGGAGAAUCUCAAACCAGCCUAGUACGCCCUAUCCAGCCAGGACAGGUUCACCCAGGAGAGUCUCAGCCUGGCCUAGUGCGCCCCAUCCAGCCAGGACAGAUUCACCCCAGAGAGUCCCAGCCUGGCUUGGUGCGUCCAGGGCAGUUUCAGCCAGGCCUGGUGUAUCCAGGUGAAUCCCAACCUGGCCAACUUCUUCCACUUCAGCCAGACCAUGUUCGUCCAGGGGAGUCUUUUCCUGAGCAUGUGUAUUCAAUGGUCAUCCAGUCUCGUGUAGGUCGCCCUCUAACUCAGCAACAAUGCCAGGUUUCUUCUGGGAGAAUACCCUGUGCAGAUGUACAAGGACCAACAGCUUGUCAUCAAACAGGAUGCUGUUAUGAUGCUAGGGAUCAGGUGACUCCAUGCUACUAUGGCAACACAGUCACUGUUCAGUGCCUUCGAGAUGGCUACUUCAUUUUGGUAAUCUCCAGGGAUAUGUUGGAUUAUCCGAUCAUCCUGGAGAGUGUCAGACUCUCCUAUGCCCAAGCAAGUUGCAGUCCAGUCAGAAAAACAGAAUCUUUCCUGGUCUUCCGCUUUCCUCUCACACAGUGUGGCACAACUGUUCAGGUGACUGGUGGCAAAUUGAUAUACGAAAACCAGCUCGUUUCUGGCCUCGACAUCCUAAAAGGGCGAGAUGGCUCUAUUACACGAGAUAGUACCUUCAUGCUUCAUGCUCGUUGUAUCUACAAUGCUACUGAUUUCCUGCCACUUCAAGUUGAAGUGUUCUCACCUCCCAGUCCAGCUCCAAUUUUCCAAGUAGGACCUCUCCGGCUUGAGCUGCGCAUUGCCACAGAUUCAAGUUAUACCUCAUACUACUCAAAUUUACAAUAUCCUAUUGUGAAGAUCCUGAGAGAGCCUGUGCAUGUAGAGAUUCGCAUCCUACAGAGACUGGACCCAUCCCUGAUUCUGGUUCUCCAUGAUUGCUGGGCUACUCCAAGUUCAAAUCCCCUUGAGCAAUUACAGUGGCCAAUUCUAGUAGAUGGGUGCCCAUUUGAAGGAGACAACUACAGAACCGAGCUGGUGCCCAUGGGACCUGCUACAUCAGAGCUUUCCUUUCCUAACCACUACCAGCGUUUCAUCAUUUACACGUUCACAUUUGUGGAUUCUGCCCCUCAAAUGAUGCUAGAUGGUUCUGUGCACCUCUUCUGCAGCGUAUCUGUUUGCCAUCCCUCCGAUCAUGAUUCCUGCAGAGUUGCAUGUCAAAUGCCAGUGGCUUCAAGAGGCCGUCGGUUUUUGAAGGAGGCGAAUGAGACAGAAUCCAUGGACUUAAUAAGCACUUAUGGAGCUGUAAUUUUUCAAGAGAAUAUUCAUGAGAAACAAGUUGAGUGGAAGAGUGAUGUGAACUCCAGUGAAGACUUCACUCUGGUGCUUUUGGUGAUAGAAAAUCUGCCAUUAAGUGAUUACUUCCAGUAA
Messenger RNA from Thamnophis sirtalis, 3444 nucleotides. The record is from RefSeq and is a predicted model, not a curated record. NCBI's taxonomy places the organism in Eukaryota, Metazoa, Chordata, Lepidosauria, Squamata, Natricidae.